Messenger RNA from Vanessa tameamea, 8451 nucleotides. RefSeq lists its product as uncharacterized. The transcript is spliced from 26 exons. Gene Ontology annotation, cellular component: endoplasmic reticulum exit site; ER to Golgi transport vesicle membrane. The record is from RefSeq and is a predicted model, not a curated record. Bases 305 to 6589 code for a protein of 2094 amino acids. Gene Ontology annotation, biological process: Golgi organization; COPII vesicle coat assembly; autophagy. NCBI's taxonomy places the organism in Eukaryota, Metazoa, Arthropoda, Insecta, Lepidoptera, Nymphalidae.
AAUUAGCAUGGCGACACUGCCAACAGGGCACCUUCGAUCGAUGUGUUGCUGUCAACAAUUUUUUACGAAACUAUACAUGAAAUAUUUAAUAUAACAUUUAGUUUCCAGUGUUAAAAUCAUAAUAUAUCCUCAAGAGGCCAGGUAGUGUAUAAGUAAUAUAUAUAAUGAAGUUAAAAAUACAUGCUUCAGAGUGAAAGUGUUUUCAAUUUAAUUUCAUUUUGUGAUAGUGACAAAGCUGUUUGGCGCAAUCUAACAUAUGUGAGGGGUUCUUCCACGAAUGUUACGUAAGCGGCGGUAGUGCAGCAUGUCGUGGAUGAAGCGGCAAGGCAGCGCGCCACCGCCAAGCUCCGAGCACCAGGCCUACGCUGCAUCUCAGCCAUAUGGGAACCAACAGGAUAUGUAUCCAAAUUAUCCAGGUGCACCACCAACAGCUCAGCAACAGCAGAUGUGGCAAAUGCCACAACAACAACCACAGUAUAAUCAACAAUAUGGCCAAGUUUAUCAGCAGCAACCAUUUGUUAACAACACUAACCAGUACUUUCAACAGCCACAGCAAUAUAAUCAACACUAUCCUAAUCAAAACUUUGAUAAUGCACAGCCUUCGUACCAGCAAAAUUAUUACCAAAAUCAAAUGCCACAGCCACAUCAACAACAACAGCAACAACAACAACAUCAACAACAAAAUUUUGCACUAAAUGAAGGUAAUGCUGAUGGAUGGGAAGAUAACUGGAAUUGGGGGUGGGAAGAUUCUUCUAAACAACAUCAAAAGCCUAUGACCCAGGCUGCGUCUACUCAGCCAGCUUUACAGCCUCCAGUUUAUAAUAAUGCUAAUGUAAUAGAAGAGAGCUUUGCAUCUACGAAUAGCUGGAAUUGGUCUACGGGAGAGAAAAAAGAUACUGAUCUGCAACAAACGAUAUCUCAACCCAAUCAAGACAAUCAAGAGAAAACUGUACACAUUGAUAAUUCUAACCACGAGAACAAUGUGGCAAACGAACCAAACAAUCAAAGAAGGGCCAGUAAUAUUUCUGCACACAGCACACACGAUGAAAUAAAAACAUUAAACGACAAAGAACUUGUAAAAGAGGCAUUACCGAAUUUAGCUUUAGGAAAGCGCUUUAAUUUAGAAAAUUUAACACCUCAGUGGUCUAUUGAGUCACAAAUGUCCCAGGAUUCUAGUGAUGGACCACAUACACAAUCGGAGGGCACAUACAGGAGCGAGAACCAGUCCAGGAAUUCUAGUAAAAGUAGCCCAGGACCAAACACUGAUACUGCAAAUUUUAACUAUUCUCAGUCUAGUUUUAAUGAAAAUGUAAUAAACAGUGAAUGGUCGAACCAUUACACUGAGGAGUCUAAGCUAAUCGGUAAUAUUCAAAGUAGUAGUAGAAGAGAAAGCUGUGAUGACUUAAUUAAUUCUAUACAGGAUAUGAAUAUAGCUAAUCAUGAAAAUGUAUCUCUAGAUGUUCAACAUUCUAGCCAUAAUGUUGAAAAUAUAUCAGAUACUAAACAGAUGAAAGCACCCGUUCCAUCUAUGUCUCCAAAUCCCAUGGCAUCCAAUCAAUAUAUUUCACAACCAUCUAUGCCGCCUCCACCUCCUGUCUCUACUCAGUACUUAUCACACAAUACAUCACCAUCUAUAUCUACUAUUAAUUCUGAACAAAUCGCUCCGUCUCUACCGGCAGCCAAUAUUACACCAUCAUCAUUAUCAUCAUCAAUUGCGCAACCUCCUAGCCAGCCACCAACUAUAUCAACGAUGCCUUUACCCCCUACAACAAACUUUCCAACUUCUUCGAGUCAGAAUCCAUUCAAAAAUGCUGCACCAUUUUCACAUAAAAAUAUUUCUAAAGUGCCACCUGUGAAUCCUCAGCCUCAGGCAUAUGCACCUCCAAACUCUACCCAAAUCUUAACUUCACCAGCUGCAGUUAGUAAAGUUGUUCAGCAAGACAGGCUCUCUGCUAACUUUGGAGCUAAUUUGGAAACCACGCCUGAUAAUUCAGAGAGACCUGAUCAACCACAGGUAUCAAGCUACAGAUCGAUGCCUUUACCUUCUCAGGUACCUGAUAACUUGGAAAUAGCCCCACAGAAUGAUAGAAAUGAGUAUUUACAAACUGCCCAUUUAUCUAGUGUGGACUAUGGUGAAAAUACAGAUUUUAGUCGUAAUAUCCCCCCACCAGGGCUAAGAAGAAUGGGCGUGGGACAACAAGAGGUGGAAUACAAUCAGAAUUUAAAUAUUUCUGGUGAUGAGCCUCCUCCGGGCUUAGCGCGAAUGGUGCCUGGUCAGCAGACAGAAACUCAUAAUUCCUACAAUCAAACAGCCGAUGACUACAUGGACCGACAAAUUGACGGGCAACCGACUGAUAGUGGUCGACCUUACAGGCAAGCUGAUGGCCAACAAAUGCCCGAUACCUACUCGCAAACAGUAACUACAAGAGGAGGCGAUAGAAGACCUGUGGGCUUGGAUAGGAUGGUGCCCGGGGAACCAAGUAAUGAUGAAUAUCCUCAAUAUCAAACUCAGAAUUUUGCUUCUGCAAAUGAACAAAGAGUUGUCACUGGAGUUGAUCGUGACUAUCCAAUAUCACCCGACGCGGGUCCAACCGACAUUCGCGAGCAAAACGUGGACGGUUCCGACUAUACUGAACCUCCUGCGAGGAAUCCAUCGAGGAGUAUAAUCGGAGCAAGAGAAGCUAGUAAUGCCACAUCUCCUGAUUUCAGCCUAUCUGUUGAUGAUCAACAAAGAGAGAUUACAAUGGAAGGCGAAAAUUUGCAAGAUUUGAGCGUCGUUUCAUCGGUAGAUAUGUCUUUCUCGAGGGAACCGACGUACGAUGGCUCCAACGCCAAUACGGUGGAAGCGACAAAAGAUCGUAACCAUGAUGUUACAGACGCAACUGAUUACCCAACUAACGAUUCGAGAAGACAAUCUCUGAAUCGUGUCACCUCAGGUGAUGAUUCGGAAAGAGACCGAGCUUUCAAAGGAUCCCCGAGAAAAGACAGGGACAAACAAAAGUCUUCAAGAGAGCGAGACAGGGACAGGGAUAAAGAAAGAGGUCGAUACUCUCGAGGCGAUAGGCAAUACGAGCGCGAAUCUGAGAGGCGCUCGGGCAGGGACGAGCGGCGUCCCGACAAAGACAGGCGGGACAGGGACAGGGACAGGGACAGGGACUGGGAUCGCGAAAGGCGCGACAAAGACGGCAGUCCCGAAGGUAGACGACACCGACGCAACACUCGAAGCCACCGAUACGAGACCGAAGACACCGACUACUACAGCGACCGAGAGAAAAAUCGGAGGCAAUACAGAGAGGGGUCGUACACGUCGUCCCGGCCGCCGCGCGGGGACGACAACAAGGAGCGGCGGCGCCACCACACGCUGGAGCGCGAGCGCCACGCCGACGAGCGCGCGCGCCGCGAGCGGCCCCGCGACCACUUCGAGCGCCGCUACCGCGACAUCGACCCGCGCAAGUACGCCUCGCUGCGCCGCGAGCGGGACGACGGCGACCGAAGAAAAGUCGUAACGUUCAGUGGCGAUGCUAAAACUGGUAGUAGUAGAAGCCAAGACGAGACGUACUCGUCGGGCUCCCGCGCCGGCUCGCGCGAGGCCACGGCCACGGACGAGGAGGCCGACGAGCCGCGCCGCCGCGCGCACCGCGACGAGCGGCGUCGACAUCGGCACCAUCACUACUACGAUGGUGAACGAGUGUCGGGCGGCGCGCCGGGCGCGGGCGGCGCGGGCGCGUGGGGCUCGGCGCUGGAGGCGCAGCGCCGCCACUACGAGUACUACGAGCGCCUGAGCCGCACCGACCCCGCCGCCUACAUGCGCCUCUACAAGCAGCUGCUGACGCCCGGCCUCUACGGCAACCUCUACGCAGACGGCUACGGCCAGCUCGGCUACGAGGCGCGCACGGAGGAGCGCGGCAGCGUGCACUCGGGCCGGUCCAGUGCCAACGGACUCAAGCCCGCAGACACGUACUACGGCAGCUCGCGAGCCGCGCGCGACGCCCUCUCGCUGCGCACUGACCUCUCCGACAGGGAGCUGACGACGGACAUGUCGCUGAACCUGCACCUCGACGAGUCCACCGUGCGCUCCGAGCGGAUGACGCCCUUCAAGUACUCCACGGCGCACGUCAAGGGCGUGCUGGGCGCGCGCGUGCUGGUGCUGCUGAGCGCGGGCUGGCCCGUGGACGGGCGCGCGCCGCCGCUGCAGCUGCUGCCGCUGGCGCGCCUGCUGCAGCGCGACCCCGCCGCCGCCGCGCUCGCCGCCUACCCGGGCCCGCUGCUCAGAGGCGUCACCCACAAGAAGAGCGUGGUGGAGUACUGCGAGUCGCGCGUGCGCAGCGCGCGUCAACGCGACGGCGGCGACGUCAUCGGCUACGCGCUGCUGUGGGAUCUGCUGGCGCUGAUGCUGCGUCAGAACGGAGUGGUCGUUGGUUCGGAUGUUGCCGAGUUGCUGAUGAAGAACACGAAAGAGUUCGAGUACAAGAUACCGUCCGACAGGAGUACAGAGAAAGGUGGUUCGCUGUCUUCGGGUUGUGUCGAGGCAGAGGGGGACGAGGACGGGGAGUGCGACUUGCCAUCGAUGCUGGCGGAAGAGGAUGCGAAGGUCAAACCCGUCGUCGAUGAAAAAGAGGCGCUCGAGCGCUACCGAGAGUAUCUCAUUUAUGGCAACCGGCAGGAGGCCCUCGAGUACGCCAUGGACUGCGGGCUGUGGGGCCACGCGCUGCAGCUGGCGGCGCACGGCGAGCGGCGCGCGCGGGCCGCCGUCAGCGCGCGCUUCGUGGCCUCGCUGGCGCGCCGCGACCCGCUGCACUCGCUGUACGCCGCGCUGGCGCUGCGCGCGCCGCCGCUGCUGGCCGGCGCGGCCGACCCGCGCUGGGGCGACUGGCGCCCGCACGCCGCCAUCCUGCUCGCCAACGCCAGCGCGCGCCCCGACCACGACCGCCGCACCAUGACGCAGCUCGGUGACACGCUCAAUGCGCGCGGGCUGCCGUACUCCGCGCAAUUCUGCUACCUGUCCGCGGGCGAGCCGCUCUCCCCGCACCCGCUGGCGCCCCUGCGGCCCCCCGCCGACCCCGCCGCGCCCGUCUCCGCCCCGCGCCUCUCGUUGCUGCUGGCCGACCCGCGCGCGACCACGCUGGCGCGCUUCGCCACCAACGAGGCGAUAUUCGCCACCGAGAUAUACGAGUACGCGCUGUCGCUCGGCUCGGCGCAGCAGGACCACGUGCUGGACGAGCUGACGGUGUACAAGCUGGUGCUGGCGACGCGGCUGGCGGACGCGGGGCAGUGCGAGCGCGCGCUGCGCUACGCCGAGCGCGCCGCGCGCGCGCUGACGCGCCCGCCGCGCCGCGCGCCCGCGCUCACGCUGGCCGUGGCGCAGCUGGCCGACCGCCUCAAGUACUACGACCCCGCGCUGCAGGACGACGCGGCCGACGACGCGGGCUCGGCGCCCGAGGACGCCAGCGCGGACGCCUCGCCGCGCCACCAGCGCUGGCUGCACGAGCUGCACGCCGUGGCGGCGCAGCUGUCGGCGGAGGCGUCGCAGCAGCACACCCCGCAGCACCGCGCCGAGCCCUACGCGGAGCCCUACGCCGACGGAACGCAGUACGCUCAGUGGGACCAGACCCUGCACCAGACGCAGCCGAUUCAAAAGUAUCCUGAACCCGUGGAAGAUACCCCUGACUACGCCGCCCAGUACUACCAGCAGCAAGGCCAGCUGCAGCAGCAUCAGCAGUUUCAGCCGCAGCCGCCCCCACAGCAGCUAGUCACGGAGUCCGCGCAGGAGCAGCAUCACCAACAACCGCAGCAACAGCAGCAGCACUACGAGCCGCAGUACGGCUACGAGGAACACGCGCACGCGCACGCGCACUCGUACGCGGACCCGUACUGGCAGCCCGACGCGCACUACGGGUACAAUGAGAGCGCGGAGAGCUCGCGGCCCACCAUCACCAUGCCGGGGGCCACGCGCGCGCCGCGGGAGGACGAGCGCGCCGAGUCCGCAGACCAAGUCGAUCGGGACUCCGACAGUCCGCAGUCCAACGGCAAGGAGGGCAGGAGCGAGGGCGGCGCUAAGGGCGAGCGGCGUGGGGCGGGAGGGGGCGCCGGCGGCGGCGGAGGGGGCGGCGGCUGGCUUGGUGGCAUCCUCACCAAGCUGUCGCUGCGGGCCCCCAACCAGAUGAUCCUGCCCGACGACACCAACCCCACCAUCGUGUGGGACGAGCAGCACAAGCGCUGGCGGGACAUGGACGCCACCGACGCGGAUGCGCCCGGCCCCCCGCCACCGCCCCCCACGGGACUAAGCACGUCGACUCCGCUGCAGUCCCCGGCGGCGCUCGGGGCGCCCCCGGCCGUGGCCGUGUCCAACAUCUUUAAAAUGCAGAGAGGACGACACAUAAAGAAGUCGUACGUGGACGUGCUGAACCCGGGCGGCGCGCGCGUGGCCGCCGCCGCGCCGCCCGCGCCCCCCGCGCCCGCCGCGCCCGCCGGCCCGGCGCCCGCCGAGUACUUCGUGCCCGCGCCGCCCGCGCCGCCCGCGCCGCAGGGCGGCAUCUACGACCCGGCUCUGAUCGCGGCCAACAACGACGAUUUCCGAAGUGGGAUUUAAAUUUGCUAUAGAAAUAUCAAUGGAUUCAAAUUUAUAACUCGAUAAAAUAUUCCUUUUAAAUAAUAUGAAAAGACAGGGUUGUUAUAGUAAUUAGUUUAAGGGUACACCGACACACCAACGCGAUCGGACGAUACGGAAGCGACAUCGGAAACUAAAUCAUAAAGCGACGGCCGCACCCGUAAUCAUGCGAUCGUGUAAGCCGUUGCAUUUUCCUUCGUCAGUUCGGUCGCGUACAUGUGUUCAAAACUUUAGAACGUGUUAUUUUUAUGUUACUAUAACAUAUUACAUUCCUCUAUAGAUUUACAAAAUCUUUAUUUUUACAGCAUAAUCUUUAUUAAAAAUAUUCUGUAUGUAACAACCCUGAAUUGCACUCGCAGAAAAAAAUGGUUAUUUACAUCAUUGGGCAAACACAAGUUUUGGAAUCGACCGCGACCGGCGAGUUAUUAGAAUGAUGUCAUUAGAAUGUCUCGUAAUUUAACCGCAGUAACGCGCGCUCCUCUGAUAAUACUUAGUGUGCCACUUAAUAAUUUUAUUCAAAUUUGCUUGUUUUGUUUGUCCCAUUUUCAAGUAAAGUUUUACAACUUGUUAUUUUUGUUAAAGUUACGGUCAUACUAGUCUUAGAAACCAUGAUUAACUUGUGUCAUGACUAGAUGAGGUAUAUGAAAUAUUUGUUAAUCUGCUCCCACACAGACGAUUAAUUCUACAAGGCGAUAAAUUAUUAGGAAAAGUAUACUAUUGUAAAAAUCAAUGUAAUGAUUAUCAAUGUGUGUGUUUUGUACAUCAAAAUAAGAUAAAUUAUAAUCGAGUGAGAAUACAUUUAAAAAAAAUUUAUCUGCGUAAUAAAAGUUUUUACCGAAAAGGUUAACAAAUAGCGUUGACGCUUGGCGUUCUUACGAUUAUCCGGAUUGUUUUCGUUCGUAGAUGUAUUAGCGACCUUACACACCUGCGCUAUUAAGCGAAGCGGAAGGGACAGUAACCUAUGUUGUCUAUAUUUGCUUCAUUGUAGUCGUAACUCUACGGACCCUCCGCUUAGUAUCGCUGGUUUGUUCGAAGUAGGACAACUAUGUACAUUAGUUCUCAUUUCGACUCCGAGUUAGAUAUAUUUUACAUUGUGUAAAUUAAUGCUAUCUUUGUCAAUGUUUUAUUUGAUUUAAAUGUUUUCUCCAGUUCUGGACGUUGAGUUUUACUAUUUAAAAACAAGAGGUAAGAUUUAAACAAAAGUAUCGAAGACAGUCGAAGAUAGUUAAUUAUAAAGUCCCACGCUUUAUCUGUUUUACAAAAAAAAAGUUAUUUCAUAUUUACUUUUGGCAACAAAAACUGGUUAUACCGGGAGUCGCUUAAUGGUAACACUAUUUUAGAAUAGAUUAAAUGAUUUUUUAUUAUUAUUAUAUAAAUUGAAAAUGAAAUUGGUAUUAUAUUUAUGUUAAUUCUUUACAUUUUAUCUCUUAGGAUCUUAGUUUAUUUCAAUUAUUUUCUCUUAAAUUAUGGUGCAAUAGAAUCGGUCUUCAUUUUUUCAUCUCAAUUAUAGACAAUAAACGUUAGAAAUCUUCUAGAAUAUUCUUUCUUUAGACAUUUUCAUUUUAAUGUUCUAUGUAAAAAUAAGAUGUAAAGGUUAUGUACAGAUAAUGUUGUUUUAUAUAUCGAGAAUGAUAGAGGGCGAGGCAGGUUGUAUAGAGGUAGGGGGUAGGGGGUAGGUCGUAGCGACGGACUGGAGCUACUAUGUUCGUCUAUUUGUAUAAAGGUGUAAUGAUGACGAAUGUCUGUAUAUUUGACGCUCGCGGCAAGCAACGUGUAUUCCGUAAUGUAUUAUAAUAAUUCAUCUUAUUGAAAUUAUUUAAAUAAAUUGUUUACGUUAAUGCUUA